AUGGACCUAUUUACUGAUGGGUCAUCAAAUGUUGGUGGUGCUGGAGUUGGAUGUGUCAUUCUUACUCCUGAAGGUUCGAGGAUCGGUAAAGUGACCAAGCUUGGUUUUCAGGCAUCAAACAAUGAAGCUGAAUAUGAGGCUGCAAUUAUCGGUUUAAAGGCUGUCAAACAGUUAGAUGCGAAUAACGUGAAGCUGGUAACUGAUUCCAUGCUGGUAGUUAACCAGUUCCUGGGGACCUACAGAGCCAAGGAAGAGAGGAUGACCCUAUAUUUGGAUCAUAUGAGAGAGCUUGCAAAUGAAUUCGACCAGUUCUCUAUUGGGCAGCGACCACGGCUGGAAAAUAGGCACGCAGAUGCUUUAGCAUACCUUUCUUCUACAGUCGAAACUGAUACCAUCCGUUUCGUUGUGGUAGAUUUCCAAGAGUUACCUAGCGUCUCCGAAAGCCACUUUGUUCUGGAUCUCGAACACGCUAGUGGGGGACAGAGGGAAACUACAUCAGCACAGAGGGAUACCGAGAACGUUGACAAUACGGGUGUUGACAGUCCAGUGAUAGAUGAUUCCAGCAGUCCUUCUGAAAACACUUCGGACUGGCGUCAACCUUAUAUUCGGUAUUUGACAACCAAUGAACUCCCAGAAGAUGAGCAUCUCGCUUCAGAGGUGAAUAAGAAUGCUUGGAGAUAUUCAAUGAUCGAGGGACAUCUAUACCGCAAACCUGUAGCUUUGGAGCCAUUUUUGCGAUGCAUAUCAGCAGAAGAAGGGCAACAGAUAUUGGCGGAAGCUCAUGAAGGAAUAUGUGGCAACCAUUCUGGAGGGCGCAGUCUUGCGCACAUGAUACGUUCCCAAGGAUACUUCUGGCCAUACAUGCAGAAGGAUACUAAAGAAUAUGCACAGAAAUGUGUGUCAUACCAAGAGCACGCUCCAGUUCCUAAGAGGCCCGCCAACGAAUUGCAUCCAGUUUUUAGUCCCUGGCCAUUCUCUAUGUGGGGACUAGACAUCGUCGGACCACUUCCCAAAGCCACUGGAGGCGUUAAGUUCGUACUAGACGCUACUGAUUAUUUCACCAAAUGGGUCGAAGCAGUGGCACUGAGCAACGGGCAGGCGGAGGCGAACAAUCGCGUUAUCAUGGACAAUCUCAAGAAAAGACUAGAGAAGGCGAAAGGAAAAUGGACAGAAGAAUUCCCUGGUGUUUUAUGGUCCUACCGAACAACCCCAAAUAGAUCCACUGGAUUUUCACCGUUUACACUGGCUUAUGGGGCAGAGGAAGUCAUACCCACCGAGGUACAUCUCAAGACUACCAAAACUCGUGCUGUCAAAUCUGGGAAAAACGACAGCAUAAUGGCUCUGGAUAAAGAGUUGCUAGAAGAACAAAGAGAAACAGCCUUACAACAGUUAGUCUGA
This is a messenger RNA of Papaver somniferum (opium poppy), 1398 nucleotides long. RefSeq lists its product as uncharacterized. Lineage: Eukaryota; Viridiplantae; Streptophyta; Magnoliopsida; Ranunculales; Papaveraceae. The transcript is spliced from 2 exons. Gene Ontology annotation, molecular function: RNA-DNA hybrid ribonuclease activity; nucleic acid binding. The record is from RefSeq and is a predicted model, not a curated record. Gene Ontology annotation, biological process: DNA integration. The coding region runs from base 1 to 1398 and encodes 465 amino acids.